Messenger RNA from Trichoderma breve, 4116 nucleotides. RefSeq names its product ABC-2 type transporter domain-containing protein. NCBI's taxonomy places the organism in Eukaryota, Fungi, Ascomycota, Sordariomycetes, Hypocreales, Hypocreaceae. Gene Ontology annotation, molecular function: ABC-type transporter activity; ATP binding; ATP hydrolysis activity. The record is from RefSeq and is a predicted model, not a curated record. The transcript has 4 exons. The coding region runs from base 1 to 4116 and encodes 1371 amino acids. Gene Ontology annotation, cellular component: membrane. Gene Ontology annotation, biological process: transmembrane transport.
AUGAAGUCCACAUACGAUGAGACACUCACAGACGUCAACAUGUCGGAGGCCCAGACCCGUAAGAACUCCGUCGACAAUACCUGGUCUAUGAAGCCCGAAGUUGUCGCCAUCCAAGAGCGUGACAGUGCUUCUGGUGCUCCCCGUCGAGAACUAGGUGUCACCUUCCAGAACCUUACCGUCGAGGCUGUCCGAGCCGAUGCAGCUAUCCACGAAAAUGUUCUUUCUCAGUUCAACAUCCCAAAACUGAUCAAAGAAUCUCGACAGAAGCCGCCUAUGAGAAAGAUUCUCGACAACGCCCACGGAUGUGUCAAGCCUGGAGAGAUGCUCCUCGUUCUGGGCCGUCCCGGAAGUGGAUGCACAACUUUACUCAACAUGCUGGCCAAUAGACGGAGUGGAUACGCCCAGAUUUCAGGAGAUGUCUCCUUUGGCUCCAUGAAGGCUGAGGAGGCUAAACGCUACAGAGGCCAGAUUAUCAUGAACACAGAGGAGGAAAUCUUCUUCCCAUCCCUGACUGUUGGGCAGACUAUGGACUUUGCGACGAGAUUAAAGGUUCCUUACAAGUUGCCCAACGGCAUCACAAGCCAGGAGGAAAUCCGCCAAGAAUCACGCAGCUUUUUGCUGAAGUCUAUGGGUAUUGAGCAUACCGUAGAUACCAAGGUCGGUAAUGCAUUCGUCAGAGGUGUUUCCGGUGGAGAGAGGAAGCGAGUUUCCAUCAUCGAAUGUCUUGCAUCUAGGGGUAGUGUUUUCUGCUGGGAUAACUCAACUCGUGGUCUCGACGCUAGCACUGCUCUUGAGUGGGCCAAGGCGGUUCGAGCGAUGACGGAUGUUCUCGGUUUGGCCUCCAUUGUCACCUUAUACCAGGCUGGAAACGGCAUCUAUAACCUCUUCGAUAAGGUUCUCGUUCUCGACGAGGGCAAGGAGAUCUACUACGGUCCCAUGCGCGAGGCUCGCCCAUUCAUGGAGAGCAUGGGUUUCAUCUGUGACGACGGUGCCAACGUUGCCGAUUUCUUGACUGGUGUUACCGUGCCCACUGAGAGGAAGAUCCGAGACGAGAUGAAAUUCAAGUUCCCCCGAACAGCUGGCGCCAUUCGCGAUGAAUACGAGAAGACACCAUUGUUCGAGCAAGCGCGAGCUGAAUACGAUUAUCCCACCACAUCGGAGGCCCAGGACAAGACAAAACUGUUCCAGGAAGGAGUCGCCAUGGAAAAGUACAAGGGACUGCCAGCCUCGAGCUCAUUUACUGUGAGCUUUGGAGUCCAGGUACAGACUUGCAUCAAGAGACAGUAUCAGAUCAUCUGGGGUGACAAGGCCACCUUUUUCAUCAAGCAGUUUUCGACCAUUGUGCAAGCACUUAUCGCCGGUUCUCUCUUCUAUAACGCUCCCGACACUACUGCUGGCUUGUUUGUCAAGUCUGGUGCCUGCUUCUUUGCUUUGCUCUUCAACGCUUUGCUGUCCAUGUCUGAGGUUACCGAAUCCUUCAUGGGUCGGCCCGUUCUGAUUAAGCACAAGUCGUUUGCCUAUUUCCACCCCGCAGCCUUUUGCCUUGCCCAGAUCGCGGCCGAUAUCCCUGUCAUCUUGGUGCAAGUCUCGGGAUUCUCUCUGAUUCUGUACUUCAUGGUUGGUUUGACCAUGUCUGCGGGCCACUUCUUCACCUUUUGGAUCAUUGUUGUGGCCACCACUUUUUGUAUGACCGCCAUGUUCAGAGCCAUCGGUGCCGCCUUCAGCACCUUUGAUGGUGCCUCCAAGCUGUCUGGUUUGAUCAUUGCCGCUACAAUCAUGUACAAUGGCUACAUGAUUCAGAAGCCGCGAAUGCACCCAUGGUUUGUCUGGCUCUUCUGGAUUGACCCGAUGGCCUAUGGCUUCGAUGCCAUUCUCUCCAACGAAUUCCAUGGCAAGAUUAUUCCUUGUGUCGGUACCAACAUUGUUCCCAAUGGCCCCGGCUUCACCGACCCCGGUGCUCAAGCUUGCGCUGGCGUUGGAGGUGCAGUUCCGGGCCAGACUUAUGUUGAUGGUGACUUGUAUCUCAAAUCACUCUCUUACAGCCACUCUCACAUUUGGCGAAACUUUGGCAUCAUUUGGGCAUGGUGGGCUCUGUUUGUGACCAUCACAAUCGUCUUCACGACCAAGUGGAAGGCUUCAUCGGAGAAUGGACCUAGUUUGGUUAUCCCCCGAGAGCAAUCCAAGGUUGUCAAUGCUCUGCGUCAAGCGGACGUCGAAGGCCAGGUUACUGAAAGUGGUCAUAUCUCAGAAAAGGAUGAUACCAAUGUCAGCGUCUUUACCUGGAAGGAUCUGUGCUACACUGUCAAGACCCCAACUGGUGACCGUCUCCUCUUGGACCAUGUACAAGGAUGGGUAAAGCCUGGAAACCUGACCGCUUUGAUGGGAUCGUCUGGUGCUGGAAAGACCACGCUCCUUGACGUUCUUGCCCAGCGAAAGACUGAAGGCACUAUCCGAGGCUCUAUCUUGCUUGAUGUGCAUGAGGCGUAUGCUACAGUACGAGAGGCUCUUGAAUUCUCAGCGCUUCUUCGACAGAGCCGUGACACACCACGUGAGGAAAAACUGGCCUAUGUCAACACUAUUAUCGAUCUAUUGGAAUUGCACGAUAUUGCCGACACCUUGAUUGGUGAAGUCGGUGCCGGCUUGAGUGUUGAGCAGCGUAAGCGUGUCACAAUCGGCGUCGAGCUUGUCUCCAAGCCCAGCAUUUUGAUCUUCCUUGAUGAGCCUACCUCUGGUCUAGAUGGUCAAUCCGCCUACCACACUGUCCGCUUCUUGCGAAAGCUCGCUGCUGUUGGCCAAGCUGUUCUUGUCACGAUCCACCAGCCUUCUGCUCAACUGUUUGCUCAAUUCGACACCCUUUUGUUGCUGGCCAAGGGCGGCAAGACUGUCUAUUUCGGAGAGAUUGGAGAUCAGGCAAGCGUCGUCAGGGAAUACUUUGCUCGUUACGAUGCUCCAUGCCCGACCGAGGUGAACCCUGCUGAGCACAUGAUUGACGUCGUCUCCGGAACCCUUUCGCAGGGCAAGGAUUGGAACGAGGUAUGGCUUUCUUCGCCUGAGUACUCCAACAUGACCAAGGAACUCGAUCAAAUCAUCAGCGAGGCUGCAGCCAAACCCCCCGGCACUGUGGACGAUGGCCAUGAGUUUGCCACCUCUUUGUGGGAGCAGACCAAGCUUGUCACUCAUCGCAUGAACGUCAGCUUGUUCCGCAAUGCGGAUUAUGUCAACAACAAGUUUGCGCUACACAUCUUUUCGGCUCUCUUCAACGGUUUCAGUUUCUGGAUGAUUAAGGACUCUGUCGGUGAUUUGCAGCUGAAGCUGUUUACAAUCUUCAACUUCAUCUUCGUCGCCCCCGGUGUCCUUGCCCAGCUGCAGCCCCUCUUCAUCCACCGCCGUGACAUUUUCGAAACCCGCGAGAAGAAGUCCAAGAUGUAUUCGUGGAUCGCCUUUGUGACGGCUCUUAUCGUCUCCGAAAUCCCAUACCUCAUCAUCUGCGCUGUCCUCUACUUUGUGUGCUGGUACUACACUGUUGGUUUCCCCGCAGAUUCUCAGCGAGCUGGAGCCACCUUCUUCGUCAUGCUCAUGUACGAGUUCCUCUACACCGGUAUGGGUCAGUUCAUUGCCGCAUAUGCGCCGAAUGAGGUCUUUGCCGUCUUGGCGAACCCCGUUGUCAUUGGAACCCUCGUGUCAUUCUGUGGUGUAUUGGUUCCUUAUGCACAAAUCCAAGAGUUCUGGCGAUACUGGAUUUACUGGCUCAAUCCCUUCAACUACCUCAUGGGUAGUAUGUUGGUCUUUGAUCUCUGGGGCCAGGAUAUCAAGUGCUCCACUCACGAGUUUGCCACCUUCAAUCCUCCCAACGGCACAACUUGUGGUGAUUACUUGCAGAGCUACUUGGCAGCGGGUCCUGGUGCGGUGGCCAAUCUGAUCAACCCCGAUGCUACGGCCAACUGCCAAGUUUGUGCAUUCACCAAGGGUGAAGACUACCUCCGAACCUUGAACCUGAAAGAGUACUACUACGGCUGGCGCGAUGCUGCCAUCGUGGUACUGAUGGUGUUUAGCUCGUACUCUUUGGUGUACCUGCUGAUGAAACUCCGAACAAAGAUGUCAAAGAAGGCCGAGUAG